AUGCCUAUGAAAAGGCAACAGAAGCUACUUGCAAUCCUAACAGGUCCACAGCCAAAGUACGGCUGCUGCUUCACUGUUCAACCUCGCAGAAUGGACUUUGGCCGUGGGUCUGUAAGACCCCAGAUAUCUUCUGAUGCCUUUUCAUAUGCGUUUCCUAUAUAUUUCUUAUUACAAAAUACAUAUCUCCUUAUUUGGAUCCGCAGCCAAAGUCCAAUCUGCGAGGUUGAACAGUGGAACAACAAUUGGACUUUGGCUGUGGGCCCGGUAGCUCCAUACCCAAAGUCCAAUUUUGCGAGGGAAUACGAUACUAUCCAUAUAAUAUUAUUUUAUAUAGAUUUGCGUGUGCACUUGUCAAUGAAAGAUAUAUAG
Trichoderma gamsii is the source of this 369-nucleotide messenger RNA. RefSeq lists its product as hypothetical. The record is from RefSeq and is a predicted model, not a curated record. The coding region runs from base 1 to 369 and encodes 122 amino acids. NCBI's taxonomy places the organism in Eukaryota, Fungi, Ascomycota, Sordariomycetes, Hypocreales, Hypocreaceae. The transcript has a single exon.